CUGAGAAAUGGAGGGUGAGGAGUAUAAAAUAGCCCAUGAAGGUUCUGGACCAAUGAAAAUGAAGAAGAUAAAAUCAAUGAAUGAAGCGAAUUUAUCUAAAAAUGGCCACUCAGCUGUUGAAGCUAGAGAAAGUGCUUCCCUUAAAAGAAGUAAAUCGACCAAAGAGGAUAAAAAGGAAGACAGCACUAAAAUAGCUUAUAAGCCCUCAGACUUCAAGAUUAUCAAAGAGGUUGGAGAAGGAUCUUAUGGAAGAGUCUACCUUGCAAAAAGAGUCUCUGACAAGAAGAAAGUAGCUAUUAAGAUGCUCGAUAAACACCAUUUAAUCAAGAGCCAUAAAGUUGAGCACGUCAUGAGAGAGAAGAAGAUUCUAAGCGAAUUCGCCCAUCCGAAUUUGAUCGAAUUGGUAGGCACCUUUCAAGAUGAAGAUAACCUCUACUUCGCACUUGGAUAUGAAGAGAACGGAGAUCUAGCAGGUUUACUCAAAAAGAUGAAGAAGUUACCGAUCGAGAUAGUAAAGUAUUAUUCAGCUCAAUUGGUUGGAGUCCUUCAAUACAUCCAUUUCAGUGGAAUUGUGCACAGAGACUUGAAGCCGCAAAACAUCCUGAUCUCUAAAGACUUCCGGCUGAAACUCAUAGAUUUUGGUGAUUCCUUGGUAGAAGGUGCCACAGAAGAAAUAGAAACUCCCGAUGAUGACUCGGAUGACCUUGACGAAGAAGAUAAGAAGCAGAUUGAAACAGAUGAUAAGAAAAAGGAAUUCGUGGAAUUUAGAGCUCAUGAUGAAGAUGCAGAGGAAGAUGCAGGAUAUAAAAAGAUGCAUGAAUACAGAGGCACUUUUGUGGGAACCCCCUUGUAUGUAGCCCCUGAAAUGCUAAAGGAGUCAAUGUCAGGGCAUUUUACGGAUCUCUGGGCUCUCGGAUGUAUUAUAUUCCAAAUGAUUACUGGAGAAGUUCCAUUUAAAGGUAAAACAGAUUUCCAAACCUUUGAGAUAAUUAUGAAAAGAGAGUUCAAAUGGCCAGAAGAUAUUGAUGAUGACCUUAAAGAUCUAAUAGAUAGACUUCUAGUUAUUGAACCUAUGCAGAGACUUGGAGCAGGAAGACAAGGAAGUGGAAGAUCUUAUGAAGAUUUAAUGCUACACCCGUUCUUUAAAGAGAUUGAUUGGAACACUAUUGGAACUGAUAUUAUCCCUUAUGAUAAAAAGGUUCUAAAAAAUAUAAUCAAGAAAAAGAAAAACCUUGACAUAUUUGAGCCAACAGAUCCAGAGCCGCUUCCAGAUUUGUCUGAGUCUGCUACCAUGACUACUGAGGACAACUCAGCACGUCAAUCCGAAGUUGACGUCAAGUUACAGAACCCAGAAGAUUUUAAUCAAUUAUUUGAAGCAGGAAAAGAACUCAAGAGAGGAUGGCUAAUGAAAAGGAACCCUUGGUUUGUAAACCAAAAGAGACUUUUCAUCCUCACCAACCACCCAAAGCUGAUGUAUUUCAAGGAUGAGCAAACCAUGAGGGGAGAAAUCAAGCUGAAUUCAGACUGCAAAGCCAAAAAGAUCUGAAAAUACAAACUCGAAGUUGUAACUAAAGGCCGUACAUAUUAUCUCAAGCACCCUGAUAAGGCAUCCAUUGACGUGUGGGUUCAGGAAAUUAACAGCGCAAUUGAAGCAAAAUAUGGAAAUUAG
Molecule: messenger RNA, 1669 nt
Organism: Moneuplotes crassus
Lineage: Eukaryota; Ciliophora; Spirotrichea; Euplotida; Euplotidae
Source: the annotation of a GenBank genome assembly